This is a messenger RNA of Chaetomium globosum CBS 148.51, 1473 nucleotides long. RefSeq lists its product as uncharacterized. Gene Ontology annotation, molecular function: carbohydrate:proton symporter activity. Lineage: Eukaryota; Fungi; Ascomycota; Sordariomycetes; Sordariales; Chaetomiaceae. Gene Ontology annotation, cellular component: membrane. Gene Ontology annotation, biological process: transmembrane transport; carbohydrate transport. The record is from RefSeq and is a predicted model, not a curated record. The transcript is spliced from 5 exons. The coding region runs from base 1 to 1473 and encodes 490 amino acids.
AUGAUCUCCAUGUCGAUUAUCAUGGAAGGUUACGACACCAUUCUCAUAGGCAAUUUCUUUGCUUACCCCGAGUUUGCAAAAAAGUUUGGAGACUACUCUGAGAAAAGCGGCGACUGGCAGGUCUCGGCUCCGUGGCAGACGGGGUUGAACAUGGCCAGCACCGUUGGUGCUAUUUUUGCUUCUCAAGGCGGUCUCAUGAACGGGUACCUUGCUUCCAGAUUCGGUUACCGCUGGGUCAUGAUCGGAGCCAUGGGGUUCCUGAACGCCUUUAUCUUCGUCGUCUUCUUUGCCCCCAACGCUGGCGUCCUAGUAGGCGGCCAGAUCUUGUGCGGGCUAUGCUGGGGUGUCUUUGCGACCCUCUGUCCCGCCUAUGCCUCCGAGGUAUGCCCCACCAACCUGCGUGGCUACCUGACCACCUACGUGAACCUGUGCUGGGCCAUCGGCCAGCUCAUUGCCAGCGGCGUUCUCCGAGGCUGCCUUCCUAUCGUCGGCGAGAUGGGCUACAAGAUCCCCUUUGCCAUCCAAUGGUUGUGGCCUCUUCCCCUCAUGGUCAUUGCCUACUUUGCCCCCGAGAGUCCUUGGUACUUUGUCCGUACCGACCGCCUGGACCAAGCCAAGCAUUCCAUCAAGAGACUCGGCGGCGACAAGUCGGACGAGCAGAUCGACGCACAGCUCGCCAUGAUGGUGCGCACAACGAGUCUCGAGGCCGAGGUCACGAAGGGCGCCACUUACCUCGACUGUUUCCGCGGCAAUGAUCUGCGCCGCACUGAGAUCUGCAUGGUGGCCUUCAUGGGCCAGAUACUGUCAGGAAGCAGCUUUGCCUACACUCCCACCUACUUCUUCACCACCGCCGGCAUGGAGAAGUACAACGCCUUUAACCUCGGCCUCGGCGCCAAGGGGAUGGCCUUCCUGGGGACUGUCGCCUCCUGGUGGCUGAUCACGUACUUCGGGCGCCGCACGCUGUACGUGGGCGGGCUCGGCCUGCUCACCGUGAUCCUGUUGAUCCUCGGCAUCCUGGACGUGUCGGCAGGCGAGAGGGGCCUGUGGCCGUCGGGCGGGCUGUGCGUGUUCUGGCUGUUUGUCUACUCGCUAACCAUCGGCCCGCUGGCGUACAGCAUCACGUCCGAGACGUCGAGCGUGCGGCUGCGGCCGCUGUCGGUCGUGCUCGCGCGCACCGCGUACCAGGUUACGAAUAUUAUGUCGCAGGUGCUGUAUAGCUAUAUGCAGAACCCAACGGCGUGGAAUUUCAAGGGCAAGUCGGGGUUCUUCUGGGGGGGCACAGCGUUUAUUGUUUUUGUGUGGGCGUAUUUCCGCCUGCCGGAGAUUAAGGGCCGCACGUACGAGGAGCUGGAUAUCUUGUUUGCGAACAAGACGCCGGCUCGCCAGUUUUCGAAGGCCCAUGUCGAUGCGUAUGCCGUUUCGGGUCAUGGGCAGGAGGAGAAUGCGCAGGAGCAGAAGGCUGGGUAUAGGUAG